Messenger RNA from Ilex paraguariensis (yerba mate), 3217 nucleotides. The record is from the annotation of a GenBank genome assembly. Lineage: Eukaryota; Viridiplantae; Streptophyta; Magnoliopsida; Aquifoliales; Aquifoliaceae.
AAAUGAAUACCAUAUAGUCACUCUCCGCAUUUCGUGCAUUAUUGUUGUUCUCACGCUUUGAACAAUUGAACCUGAACAUAUGGGGCGAUUUCCAGUUGUCAGUCUUCUUGUUGUAGCUGUUCUUUGCUCAAUAACAACAGAAUUUGUUUGUUUUGGAGAUACCCUCCUCCUUAAUUGUUCAGAAUCAGAUAUUCAAGCUCUUAAUGACUUCAAAAAUGGCCUUAACGAUCCUGAGAACCGACUCUCGUCAUGGAGUGGCAGCAACUGUUGUCAGUGGCCGGGAAUUGGCUGUGACAACAAAACAGCUGCUGUUACCAUGAUUGACCUUCGCAAUCCAUAUCCAGUUGCUUCUUAUUCUAAUACCAGGUAUGGAUUCUGGAACUUGAGUGGAGACAUUAGACCUUCAUUGCUAAAACUGAGGUCAUUAAAAUAUUUAGACUUGAGUUACAACACAUUUCAAGACAUCCUAGUUCCUGAAUUCUUUGGUUCUUUGAAGAAUUUACAGUAUUUAAACCUGUCAAAAGCGGGGUUUAGUGGCAAAAUUCCUCCAAGUUUGGGAAACCUAUCUAGUUUGCAAUAUCUUGAUCUUUCUUCCGAAUUCCCUCCUUUGAUGGUUGAUAACAUUCAAUGGAUGACUGGCCUUGUCUCUCUGAAAAAUCUUGCGAUGGACCAGGUGGACCUUUCAUUAGUGGGAUCAAGCUGGCUAGAGGUACUGAACACGCUUCCUUAUUUAACUGAGCUGCGUCUUCCAGGCUGUGGCUUAACUGGUUCCAUUUCGUCUCUUGGCUCUGUUAAUUUCACUUCACUUUCUGUGCUGGACCUUCAGUUUAACAGCUUUAACUCGGAGUUCCCUGAUUGGCUUGUGAUUAUCAGCAGCCUUGUGUACAUUGAUUUAAGCAGCAGUGUCCUAAGAGGAAGGAUUCCACUUGGUCUUAGUGAGCUUCCAAGCCUGCAAUAUUUGAACCUUGCGCUGAAUGGUAAUCUCAGCGCCAGUUGCCUUCAAUUGUUCAGGGGAAGCUGGAGGAAAAUAAAGGUCAUUGAUUUGGCUUCUAACUCAAUACACGGCAAACUCCCUGCUUCCAUCGGAAAUAUGCAAUUCCUCACCAAUUUUGAUCUUUCUGCAAACAGCGUAGAGGGUGGAAUACCUGCCUCCAUUGGUAGGCUCUGUAAUUUAAUUAAUUUUGACUUAUCAGGUAAUAACUUGACAGGAAGUUUGCCUGAAUUACUUAAAGGGACUAAUAACUGUGUUUCUACAAGUCCUUUGCCUUGGUUGGUGCGUUUAGAAUUGAGCGGCAAUCAGCUGGUGGGUAGAUUACCAGAAUGGUUGGGUCAGUUUGAAAAUCUUGAGGAACUUGGACUGGAUUCCAACUUACUGGAAGGUCAUAUCCCUGCUUCUAUUGGGACACUACAAAAUCUAACUGAUGUGGGACUAGCAGGAAACAAACUCAAUGGGACACUGCCAGAGAGCUUUGGGCAGCUUUCAAAGUUGUCAUAUCUUGAUCUUUCUUUCAAUCAAUUGUCAGGUAUUAUCUCCGAGGCCCAUUUUUCAAAUCUGACUAAUCUGAAGUUCUUGUUCUUGUCUUCCAAUUCCUUUAUUUUUAAUGUCAGUUCAAGUUGGGUCCCUCCAUUCCGAGUCCGUAAUCUUGACAUCGGUUCUUGCAAAUUGGGUCCUUCAUUUCCUGCCUGGCUUCAAUCUCAGAAGGAGCUUAACUUCCUUGACAUUUCAAAUGCUAGCAUUUCAGAUUCCAUACCACGUUGGUUUUGGGAUAUCGCUUCUAAUCUUUCGCUGGUAAAUGUUUCUCUGAAUCAGUUAGAGGGUCAAUUACCAAAUCCAUUAAAUGUAGUCCCCUAUGCAGAUAUUGACUUCAGCUCCAACCUCUUUGAAGGAGUCAUUCCUCUUCCUAGUCAUGUUAUUGAAUUACUAGAUCUGUCCAACAAUAGAUUUUCUGGCCCAAUCCCUCAAAAUAUUGGUGAAUCCAUGCCAUACUUGAUCUUUCUCUCUCUUUCCAGUAACCAACUAACUGGAGAAAUACCAACCUCCAUAGGACAAAUGCAGUUGCUUGAAGUCGUUGAUCUAUCGAACAAUAGAUUGAUAGGAAGCAUUCCUCCAAGCAUAGGAAAUUUCUCUUACAUAAAGGCUUUAGAUCUUGGAUUCAACAACUUGUCUGGGGUUAUUCCAAGUUCUUUGGGCCAGUUGAACCUGCUUCAAUCACUGCACCUGAACGACAACAUGUUUUCAGGAGAGAUUCCUUCUUCUUUCAAAAAUUUAUCAAGUUUAGAGACCCUGGAUCUUGGAAACAACAGAAUGUCAGGUACUAUUCCAUCAUGGUUCGGAGAUGGUUUUACCAAUCUCAGAAUCCUCAGGUUGAGGUCAAAUGCAUUUCUGGCAGAAAUUCCCAGGGAGCUUUCAAAUUUAAGAUCACUACAAGUCCUUGAUCUUGCAGAAAACAAUUUGACUGCCAAAGUCCCAACUAGCUUUGGUAACCUGAAAGCCAUGUCACAAGAGCAGGCAAUAAACAAAUAUCUGUUAUAUGGCUUUUACAGGGGCCGCUAUUAUGGAGAAAGCUUGGUUGUAAAUAUAAAAGGACAAUUUCAAAGAUACACCAAGACUCUAUCCCUUGUGACCUCCAUAGACCUGUCUGGAAAUCAUCUAACUGGAGAGUUUCCAGUGGAAUUAACGAAGCUGUUUGGCCUGGUGGUUUUGAACAUAUCAGGAAACCAAAUCAGUGGUCAAAUCCCAGAAAGCAUAUCAAAUUUGCGUCAAUUGGCAUCUCUUGAUCUCUCAAGUAAUAAGCUUUCGGGUGCCAUUCCUCCAAGCAUGUCUAAAUUAACAUUCUUGAGUUAUCUGAAUUUAUCGAACAAUCAGUUAUCAGGUCUGAUUCCUUAUAUGGGACAGAUGACAACAUUUACUGAGUCUGCUUUUGGGGGAAACCCUGGUCUUUGUGGAGCUCCGCUUCUUGUGAAGUGCCCUGGUGAAGAUUCAAACAAAGGAGAGACUGCUGAGGAUGACAGGGACAAUACAUUCACUGACAAGUGGUUUUAUUUGAGUCUUGGACUGGGAUUUGCUGCAGGUAUUCUUGUCCCUUACCUAAUUUUCGUGAUUAGAAAACCUUGGCGUGGUGUAUACUUCGAUUUUGUGGACAAAAUUGUUUAUAGAUUAUCCAGGGUGAGCAGUAGGAGAACAGCACGCAACAGGAACCUCCAUCCCCAAGGUUAG